AUGCAUUCAGCACCCGCAGUGCAGGGAUCUUCAGAGGCUGAGCAUGAACCUGAGCCUGAAGCAUCACAAGCUGAGGAUGACCUGUUGGACAUAGACUUAGAACCAAUCCUCGAAGAGGAACCGGAGGAAGAAGAACCAGAGGAAGUGGAGCCCGAGGUAGAACCCGAGAACGAAUCUGAGGAGUCAGAAGAGCCUGUAGGAGAACCGGAUUAUGUACUCCCAUAUGAACAAUCCCCAUCCUUAAGCAUGCCGCCAGCGAGGCAUUUUGGGGUCCCCAUGCAUACGGUGCAUGACGAGAUCGAAUAUCCGUUUCAUUGUGUUGGGUUGGAGACUACUGGGCCAAUCCGUGGUUUUGAGAGGCUACAGCAUACUAGCGAGGAUGCGGUGAAUUGGGAGCCCUGGGACAAGUAUACUCCCGAUGGCGAGGUGACGGAUCCCGACGAUCUACCGGAGAACCCAGAGCCAGAACCCGAGCCUGUACCAGAGCCAGAACCCGAGCCCGAGCCCAAGGAGGAGCCUAUGGUGUCUGAGCACGAGGAGGAGCUAUGGUAUCCGAGCACGAGGAGGAGCCGAUCGAGAUCGACUAGGACACGGAGUCAGAGCCUUCAAGGUCCGAUUCAGAUUGGGCACCAUAAGGGUGUUUAG
Molecule: messenger RNA, 645 nt
Organism: Syzygium oleosum
Lineage: Eukaryota; Viridiplantae; Streptophyta; Magnoliopsida; Myrtales; Myrtaceae
Exons: 3
Coding region: 1-645 (214 amino acids)
Source: RefSeq, a predicted model, not a curated record